Messenger RNA from Serinus canaria (Common canary), 860 nucleotides. RefSeq names its product proteasome assembly chaperone 3 (gene PSMG3). The record is from RefSeq and is a predicted model, not a curated record. Bases 94 to 462 code for a protein of 122 amino acids. The transcript has 3 exons. NCBI's taxonomy places the organism in Eukaryota, Metazoa, Chordata, Aves, Passeriformes, Fringillidae. Gene Ontology annotation, biological process: proteasome assembly.
AGGGAAAGGAAAAGAAAGGCGCCGCUUCCGCCACGGCGGGGCGGGCCCGGGCGGAGAGCGGCGGCGCGGCGGGGCUGCGAGGCUAGGGGCGCGAUGGAAGCGAGUCCCAUCGUGACGUCCAAGCAGCGAGAGGAGGUGGUGCACGGGGUGCCGACGGAGGUGGUGUGCACGGCCUUCUCCAACUCGGUCCUCGUGGUGGUCACACAGUACGGCAAGAUGGGCACCAUCGUCUACGUGGACCCCAACACCAUCGGCGACAACGUGGGCAGGCCCUCGCUCACCACGAAGGUGCUGCUGGGCAAGGAUGAGCCCCUCGUUCAUGUUUGUGCCAAAAACCUGGUGGCAUUUGUGUCGCAGGAAGCUGGGAACAAACCUGUUCUCCUCGCCAUGGCUUUAAAGGACAAAACCAUGGAAGGAAUACAGGCUCUACGAGAAGUGAUCCGAAGUUGCCAAGUGUGGUGAAGUUGUGCCAUCUGGAUUCAAGGAAAUGAUCCUGAGCCCAUGACUCAUCACCACCUAUUUAAAAGGACUCGAAAUGAAAAUGAUGGAAUGUCUUUGUGGUGGUUUUGGACGUCCUGAGGAAUUUCAUGAAUUUUUCUCUACUGUGUAGAACAUUUGUGGGUUUUAUUACUGGGGCAGGUUUGCAAGUCCACAUAGACAGUGGUGAGACAAGCGCAGUUGUCUCAACAUAGGAGAGGAGUGCUGCUUUUAUCAUGUUGGGUGGAUCAUUUGUUUGGGAAAGGGCUCAGCUCUGCACAUGUGUCCUGAGGAGCAGCAGAUGCCAAGCUCUGUAGCUGUGCCAUACCGCAAAGGGGGAACACCCAGUGCAGAGGGAAUAAAAGAAACAUUGUCAAAUCAAA